Messenger RNA from Manihot esculenta (cassava), 1152 nucleotides. RefSeq names its product auxin-responsive protein IAA17. Gene Ontology annotation, molecular function: protein binding. NCBI's taxonomy places the organism in Eukaryota, Viridiplantae, Streptophyta, Magnoliopsida, Malpighiales, Euphorbiaceae. The record is from RefSeq and is a predicted model, not a curated record. Gene Ontology annotation, cellular component: nucleus. The coding region runs from base 172 to 768 and encodes 198 amino acids. The transcript is spliced from 5 exons. Gene Ontology annotation, biological process: regulation of DNA-templated transcription.
CCUCGUAUCAGCAUUUCAUCGCGUGAGCGUCAAAGCCCAAACCAAAAACCAUUUAGCUGCAAGCUUGAUUUCAAAAAAAAAAAAACAAAAAAAAACAUUUAGCUGCACUGUAGUUCAAAUCUCAGGUCACCGGAAAUUGGGAUACACCUGCAGGAAUCAGUGAUCGCCGACAUGAAUUUCAAGGAAACAGAAUUGACCUUAGCCUUACCCGGUGAGUCUCGCUCAUUAAAGGAGAUUAACGGAGGGAAAACAGGGACUAAACGUGGAUUUUUGGAGACCGUUGAUCUAAAUCUUGGUAGUUCUCGUGCUGAUUGUGGCGAUAGAGAUCGUAAUGAGUCGGAAAACGAUGUCUCAACUGCGGCCAAGCCUCCGGCGGCGAAGGCACAGGUGGUGGGAUGGCCGCCGGUGAGAGGUUACAGAAAGAACGCCAUGAAAAGCUGUAAAUAUGUGAAAGUGGCGGUGGACGGAGCUCCAUACUUAAGGAAGGUUGAUCUUGAAAUGUACAAUACCUACGAGCAGCUCUUGAGUGCCUUAGAGGACAUGUUCUCUUGCUUCCCAAUUCGCAAUUAUUUAAACGACAGAAAAAUAGUGAAUGGAGUGGAGUAUGCGCCUACAUAUGAAGACAAAGAUGGAGACUGGAUGAUGCUUGGAGACGUGCCAUGGAAAAUGUUUGUUGAAUCAUGUAAGCGAUUGAGGUUGAUGAAAAGCUCAGAAGCAAUCGGAUUAGCUCCAAGGACACCAUCAAAAUGCUCAAGCACAAGUGAGUAAGGGCUUGGAAUGAAGGAAACAAGUGGUGUACAGAGGUUUUAGGUUGGAGAGUUUUGAUUUUAGGGUAGGAAAAAAAAUCAAAACAAGAGAAAAUAAAGAGAGGGGUGCCUGUAAUUUUCUGAAUAUUGCAGUAUGGUCCUAGUUAGAGCUAUUUGAUGUUGUGGGCUUUUUCUCUCCACUUUCGGCCUUUUUUUAACCACACUUGCUCUUUGCCUUUUGAGCAGUCUUCUUCUUCAGCGUUUCCUCCUAGCCGAAUGGUUGUUAAUCACUCGGUCUUCAUCUUUUUGGAUUUUCUCACCUUUUCUUAUUUAUCAUUUCUGUCAGUUGACAUGAUAUUCAUAUGGAUCAAACUAUUGAUUUUGUAAAAUUUUAAUUUUUAUUCCA